Sander lucioperca (pikeperch) is the source of this 2102-nucleotide messenger RNA. RefSeq names its product solute carrier family 38 member 6 (gene slc38a6). Bases 1 to 1374 code for a protein of 457 amino acids. The record is from RefSeq and is a predicted model, not a curated record. Gene Ontology annotation, molecular function: L-glutamine transmembrane transporter activity. Gene Ontology annotation, biological process: L-glutamine transport; amino acid transmembrane transport. Lineage: Eukaryota; Metazoa; Chordata; Actinopteri; Perciformes; Percidae. The transcript is spliced from 16 exons.
AUGAACAUCAAUACAAAUGAAACCGCUGAGUUCUAUCGUGAAUGUGGCGCCGGGGACCACGAAGGAAAAGAAACUACACCUUUAUUAACGAAUGGAUCAGUGCAGACCAGGGCCAAAGGAGCCUCCUUCGCCUCCUCUGUGUUUAACCUGAUGAAUGCCAUCAUGGGCAGCGGCAUACUGGGUCUAGCUUAUGCUAUGGCUAAUACUGGAAUAGUUGGUUUUUGUCUCCUGUUAGUACUAGUGGCCAGCCUGGCAGCGUACUCUAUACAUCUCCUUCUGAAGCUAUGUGACCAAACAGGUAUCAAUUCUUAUGAAGACCUUGGAGAGCGAGCCUUGCACAAACCAGGAAAAGUUCUGGUGGGAAUUUCUAUUAUUAUCCAAAAUAUUGGUGCCAUGUCAUCCUAUUUGUUCAUCCUGAAGUCGGAGCUUCCUGUAGCCAUCGACAGCUUCUUGAACCCAGACAGCAUAGAACAUGCGUGGUAUGAAGAUGGCAGGUUGCUUCUGAUUCUGGUCACACUUUGUGUUGUUCUACCUCUGUCAAUGUUACCUAAAAUUGGUUUCCUGGGCUACACCAGUAGCAUUUGCUUUUUAUUUAUGCUGUACUUUGCAAUCGUGGUUGUGGUCAAGAAAUUUUCCAUCCCCUGCCCACUGCCUCACAAUGUGACUACACUUUCAGGUGCCUUCCAGAUAUCAAAUUUCUCUGACUCAGAAUGUACACCCAAACUCUUUAUCAUGUCCAGUAAGAGUGGCUACGCCAUCCCCACCAUGGCCUUCUCCUUCCUGUGCCACACGGCUAUCCUGCCAAUCUACUGCGAACUGGACCAACCUACUAAGGCCAAGAUGCAGAACAUUACAAAUGUCGGUAUUAGCCUCAGCUUCCUGGUUUACCUAAUUUCUGCCUUGUUUGGCUAUCUCACCUUCUACGGUCAUGUGGACUCUGAGCUGUUGCUUGGCUACAAUAGGUAUAUGCCCCGGGACAUCAUUGUCAUAAUGGUUCGACUGGCCAUCCUGCUCUCUGUGUUGCUGACUGUGCCCCUUAUUCACUUCCCUGCCCGUAAGGCUGCGACCUUGCUGCUGUUUGGACGACGGCCCUUCUCGUGGCUGAUCCACAUCAUUGCAACUCUAAUCAUCCUGAGUGUGGUGCUGCUGCUGGCCAUCUUUGUGCCUAAUAUCAGAAAUGUGUUUGGAGUUGUGGGAUCAACAACAUCCACCUGCCUUAUGUUUGUUUUUCCCGGCAUUUUCUACCUCAAGAUCAACAGAGGACCCCUCAGAUCCUUCGACUCCAUCGCCGCUGUCCUUCUGGUGGUCAUUGGUUUCAUUAUGGGAAUCAUCAGUUUCUCUUUUAUUGUGAUCACAUGGGUACAUGACUCCUAACACCUUUCCCAAAUAAAGCACAGCAGUAAAGAAAGGGGAAAGCAUGCAAAAGAAACUGAAUAGUGGAUAAAAAAGGUUGUUUUAUGGUCUUUCUCUCAACACUAGACUAGUGCUUUUGUACUUUCUAACUCACAAACAUAGACCAAACUCAGCACAUGAGCGAGAACAAAACAAGGACUUUUCAUGUUAUGCUUACAGAUUUUUUUUUACUUUUCUUUUUUACACACUGGCUUUCAGACUUUAGUUUAUCAUUAUGUUCAUUUUAUGUCCUUGUUUUUCACUUUUACUUUCUGACAGCCUUUGUAUUGUUCUGUGUAAAUGAUCAUGCACCUUAUUUAAACCAAUCUGCCACUAUUUGAAAAAGCUGUUGACCAAGUCUGAGCCAUAAAUGUGUCAGGUAUACAGCUUUGCCAAACUUUGUUUAUGGAACAUUUUCACAGUUUUACAUACACCAUCACUAAUUUUCAUUCCCUGAUUUAUUUAAUUGCUUUUAUUUUUGGGGAUUUUGCUUUUAAACUUGUUUUUUCUCGUAAUCAUUUAAUGCAUGUAUUGAUUUUCCAAACCUCAGGCCUAAACUUUUCUGGUGCUACUUGUAUUCUUGACCUUUUAAUGAAUGUUUGGACCAUAAAUCCAAUGCACUGUAUGUGGUUAUAAUGUACUGUACAAUAAUAUAAUUGUAUUCUUCAAAUUAGUGGCAUUUAAUAAAAGGGAAAUUGUUUAUACACUGA